Molecule: messenger RNA, 318 nt
Organism: Necator americanus (New World hookworm)
Lineage: Eukaryota; Metazoa; Nematoda; Chromadorea; Rhabditida; Ancylostomatidae
Exons: 1
Coding region: 1-318 (105 amino acids)
Source: RefSeq, a predicted model, not a curated record
AUGAUGUGCCUUUGUACGGUUACGGGAUCGCAGAGGACUCAAACUCUAACCGUAAGUGGUCACGCACCUACGGAAACGGCUGAGGACUACAACAAGGACGCGUUUUAUGAUGAACUCUACGCCCUGAUUUCCAAGAUACCAAGCGAGCAGGUGGCAUUUGUAAGAAUUGAUGAGAAAGCAAAGAUGGGACUUGAACAACAAUUGGAUGUGCUUGGAGACCCCAUGGAGCAAACAUCGGACAACGAAAAAACAGACGUUUGUGAGCAGACGAACUUCAUCAUUGUAUUCACGUUUGAGAGGAGUCAUCGACGCCAUUAG